ACCUGAUCUGGAGUAAAGGCAGCUAAGAAGGAUAAAAAGGAGUCAGCUGUCUUCUAGAAGCAUUUACCUGGACAUAGGUAUUGACAAGUGUGGGACAGAACAAAGCAGGUUUACUGAAGAAUGUCUGGACGUGGAAAGAAAAAUGCCAAACCCCCAUCAGUAUCAAAGAAAAGCAAGUCGGCAAAAGCUGGACUGCAGUUCCCAGUUGGCCGUGUCCUGAGGCUCCUCAGAAGAGGGCACUAUGCUGAGAGAAUUGGUGCUGGAGCUCCAGUGUACCUGGCUGCGGUGCUGGAAUAUCUGAGUGCAGAGAUAUUGGAACUGGCAGGAAAUGCUGCACGUGAAAACAAGAAAGGCAGGAUAGGGCCACGACACAUCCAGUUGGCAGUGAGGAAUGAUGAAGAGCUGAACAAGCUGUUUGCAGGUGUGACCAUUGCUGAAGGUGGGGUCAAGCCCAACAUCCUUUCCCAGCUUCUCCCCAAGAAAACACACACAGCUGUUCCUACAGGGGAAGAAUCCAGUCCUUGACUGAUUUUUUUUCCU
Molecule: messenger RNA, 540 nt
Organism: Gavialis gangeticus (Gharial)
Lineage: Eukaryota; Metazoa; Chordata; Crocodylia; Gavialidae
Product: histone H2A-beta, sperm-like
Exons: 2
Coding region: 121-525 (134 amino acids)
Cellular component (GO): nucleosome
Molecular function (GO): protein heterodimerization activity; structural constituent of chromatin; DNA binding
Source: RefSeq, a predicted model, not a curated record